Saccostrea cuccullata (small rock oyster) is the source of this 1382-nucleotide messenger RNA. RefSeq lists its product as uncharacterized. The record is from RefSeq and is a predicted model, not a curated record. Lineage: Eukaryota; Metazoa; Mollusca; Bivalvia; Ostreida; Ostreidae. Bases 116 to 988 code for a protein of 290 amino acids. The transcript is spliced from 2 exons.
AUUGCAGAGAGCCAUAGUUUUGACGGCUUGUCCGUAUUGAUUUUUGAGGAAUUCAGGUCACUAAAUUCAAAAUUACUGGCUAUUUUCGAGGGAUCGGGCACCUGGAAAAUUCAACAUGGAUUCGAGCAUGUUCAUAAACCCACCUUUUGAUGAAAUGGACGCGGAGGAAAAAUCAAAAUAUAUUGGAGACGAAAUAAUGAACUUUUUUAGACCGUCGAGAGUUAACGGCCCCGAAGGAGCUCUUGUUGUUAUUGUUUUGACAAUUCUAGCAAACAUUUUUUUGUUCGUUGCUGUUUUAGCAACAGGAAAAAUUAAAAAAUCUUCAAGUCUACUGGAAUUAGCAAGAGGAUUAUCCGAAGUUUUACUGUUGGUAUCCAUUGCUGUGCAAAGUACGAGAAAUAUGUACAACACCACUGAGACUCCGAAGGCGGUAUCUGGGUUUGUUGCCUUCUGGUUAUUCUCUAUGGGUUCAGUUUGCUUCGGACUGAUGAAAGCGUUUACAGGAUUUCUGAGGUUUACCGGGAAAUCAUCAUUCUCAAAUCUUGUUUGGCUGAUCAUUUUGGCUGUUUUCGCCAUCUCUACUUUCCUAGCAUUUAUUGUUCUAUGUGUUAUGUACGUGGCUAAUGUUCUCGCUUUUGUUGUUUUGGCAUGCAUGUUUUACUAUCUACCAUUCAUUGGAAUGUGGGUACUGGACGGAUUGAGACUCCUUCAUCUUAGAAAUCAUUCCUUCAAAAACGUGAUGGAAAUGGAGACGUUAACAAGAGAUAAACUCGGGACAUCCGAGUUAAGUCGGUCGGAACAUGCGGAAGGAGAAGCGCAGUUUUUGAAGCCGAGGACAAACUUUGAAAUGUUCAUUGUCAUAUUGUAUGGAAUUUGUCAUACAGUAGCGUUUGCCAUGGUUACUAUGAUUAUCACACGAAUUGCCUGGGUGUUCUUUCGACCUGUUUCUACAGAAAUUCGUUUAGAGUCCGUGCCUGGCAUCCUCUAAAUAACAAAAUGUUUGUUGACUAUUUAUACCGAUAUCGAUGUUUACUGUUCAUGUACCUAUAUGUGCAUAUGAACAAACAAUAAUCUUCGAAACAAACGGAAUGAAGUUUUGAGCAUAAAUUGGUUGUAUUCUCGGAUAUGAGAUACAUAGGGAGUGCAGUUUUAAAGCUAAGGAUGAUUUUUGAGAAAUGACCGUUUCAAAUGGAUUUCGCCACACAAAUCCUCUUCUUAUUGUAUUAAAUCGGUUUUUGACAAUUUACAAUAAGAGGUCGAUCCUAUAAAUAUUUUUGUGCUUUCUAUUCAUGAAGAGCGUUCUGGUUCAGAAUGCAGUAUGUAUUUUGCAAAAUUGAUGAAUGGUCUAAAAUUUGAAUUUAGAAUAAAAUUUUUGAACACGA